GAGAACAGAAUAUUAUAUAAACAAGAUGCUGUACUUAAGGACACACCAGUAGAGGUAGCCAAUAAGAACUAUAGAGAGMAGCCAUUUCAAGAGUUACAGAAAAACCACUGGAGCUGGCAAACUACAGAYUGCAGCUAUUUCAAGUGCAAACGCAAGAAAGAAGAUGAACAGAAGGGCAAGAAGUGAUCAUCAAAGUUUUGUGCAGCCAGCUGAAGUGAGGAUAGUUCUGGUGGGGAAGACUGGAGCAGGGAAGAGUUCAACAGGAAACACCAUCCUGGAGAGAGAGUUGUUUACUUCUGACAUGAGUCCAAAUCCAGUGACUGAAAAGUGUGAGAAACAGAGUGGAGUGGUUGAUGGGAGGAAGAUUGUUGUCAUCGACACUCCUGGGAUCAGUGACAUAUCAUUGACAGACACAUAUUUGAUUUAUAAAAUGUGGAAACAGUUUUGGAGAACAGAUAAAGUAGAAAUAGAGAGAUGCAUCAAGAUGUCAGUCCCAGGACCCCAUGUGUUCCUGCUGGUGAUCAGACUGGAUAGAUACACAGAGGAGCAAAGAAAAGCUGUGGAGUACAUCCAGGACAACUAUGGAAAAGGGGCCUCUGACUACACUAUGGUAUUAUUCACUGGUGCAGAUCAGCUGGAGGGAAAAUCAGCAAAGGAGUUUCUGAAGGAGAGUCAGGAACUUCAUACACUGGUCAACAGCUGUGGAGGCAGAUAUCAUGUCUUUAACAAUAAAGAGCAGAGAGACCGUACCCAGGUCAGAGAGCUGCUGAGGAAGAUAGAGAAGAUGGUGAAGCGUAAUGGAGGAAAACACUACACCAAUGAGAUGUAUGAGAAGGCUCAAAAAGAGAUCAGGAACAGACAGUUGUUAGAGUUGGGUGUAGGAGUUGGCUGCAGAGCUAUAGCAUUAGGAGUAGGUCUAGAAGCCCAAAAAAUGGUUUCAUUAUAGGGAUAGGAGCAGCAAGAGUUAUAGGAGGAGAGAUAGCAGAGCUUGUAACCAAGAAGAAAAACAAUAAUUAACUACACUAUAAGUGUCUGUAAAUAAGCCCUGAAGGACCAAAAUGAUUAUUGCUAUUAUGCUUUGCACGAUGUAUUAUUUAUGAUGUGAUAUGGUUUAACCUUGACCCUCGUUUGGUUAUGUCACUGCAUUUAACCAAAUGACUAAAUCAUUCAUUAAAGUUAUUAAGUUAAUUAUUUUUUUUACUUCACAUAAAGGAAGAGACAGUACAUUUGUACAACAUGGCUUCCAUACCUGAUGUGUUGAAGCUGUAAUCAUGGUUGUAAUGUAAAGUUGUUCCAUGUGCUGCUCGCUAAUCACAUUUAUUUAUUUUCUUUGUUACGUACGUUUAACAUGAUGUUAGGUAGUGAUGGGCACUAAUAUGGAAAAUCAUUAUCAGUUAAAUAUUUUUUCUAACCUACCCAACCAAGUGAAUUCAAUUUGAAGCCUGUUGAUGGCCAUCAGCAGGCAGUUACAUAUGUAUGAUAAGUUGAGCCUGUGAGAAGGUAUUGUGCCUGUAGGAACAGUCAUGUAUGCUCUUUUACAUACACUAAGGUUAACAGCAAGGAUAAGGCUAUGUCAAGAAACGCUCAUAUUGAUCGAUAUCAUAUUGAAUUAUCGAUUUUGGUGCCCACCAUUACUGUCUUUCAUUACAUAAUAAUUCAUUUAUUUAAAAUGUUGUAAUACUUUUAGAUUAUUUACAAAAUAGAGAAAUGUAAGAUUUUGUUGAUUGAUUGAAACCUUGAUGUUGACUUGUAUUUAAUGAUAAAACAUGCCCAGGUUAAAGGGGAAAUGUGUUGACCUGUAUUUAAUGAUAAAACAUGCCCAGGUUAAAGGGGAAGUGUGUUGACCUGUAUUUAAUGAUAAAACAUGCCCAGGUUAAAGGGGAAGUGUGUUGACCUGUAUUUAAUGAUAAAACAUGCCCAGGUUAAAGGGGAAAUGUGCAGUUGCUACAUCCAUUUUAAGACUUAUAAAUUAAUUAAAUGUACCCAUUAAUUCUUGAAGAAUAUAACUUACA
Salvelinus sp. IW2-2015 is the source of this 2012-nucleotide messenger RNA. The record is from RefSeq and is a predicted model, not a curated record. NCBI's taxonomy places the organism in Eukaryota, Metazoa, Chordata, Actinopteri, Salmoniformes, Salmonidae.